Molecule: messenger RNA, 3507 nt
Organism: Perca fluviatilis (European perch)
Lineage: Eukaryota; Metazoa; Chordata; Actinopteri; Perciformes; Percidae
Gene: c9h19orf44
Product: chromosome 9 C19orf44 homolog
Exons: 10
Coding region: 300-2480 (726 amino acids)
Source: RefSeq, a predicted model, not a curated record
AUCCGACAUGAAUCAGAGAAGAAGAAGAAUAAGGCAGCUGUGACGUCUUAAACUGAAACAAUCAACCACACCGAAAAGCGGAGGUACACGACCUGAACCUGGCAACACGAGCAAUUAUAGUAACCUAACGUUAAUUCAUGUGAAAUUGUAGUAGGCAAUGAAUGGCCUCGAAAUUAAUCUAUGAAGCGUAUUUUUUAUUUAUUUAUUUUUUAAAGUGCACCGUAUGUAACGUUAGUUAGCUUAGCUAACGCUACUGUAUCUAACGCAGGAUAAACAGCCCCAAGUCCCAAAGUUUAAAGAUGUGGAAACGAGGCGGUCGAAGCUUCGCUCUGGACCGAGCUCAAGCACUGCUGUCUGCCAAGAGGAACAGCAGAGGAGGCGUUAAGUCUGUGCAGGGGGCUACAGUACAUACAAGUGCUGUGAAAACCAGAUUUUCUUCCUCAAAUACACACCCUUCAUUCUCAGAUUUGAGUGAUUUGUCCUCGGUCAGCUCAGCUCCUGAGCAUGGAGCUGACACCUUGGGCUCUGAUUCUGCAAAGACCCAGAGAAGAGAGGGCGAUUCUACCAAGGAUCUCAUACCUCAGAGCUCUCUGGGUGGAGGAGGGAGUAGGUUCUUAAAGAAGGCUCCACCACCUGCAACCAACAGCAGCCAGUCACCUGUCAGCAAAAUGCAGCAGGUGCCUAAACACAGAAAUGUGUCAUCUUCCCAGCAAGGAUCCCAGACUGCUGCUUUAAGUAGACGGGCUCAAAUUGAGAGCCAUAUCCACAGCGGCAAGCAGGUUCAGGAACAUGCCAGACAGGGGCAAAAACCUGCUGAGAAUCUUACCUCAGAUGUGGGAAUCUCACCACCACCAGUCACCCACUCCCUGGAGGCCCCUGUGCAACUCUCAGCACAGUCCAGCAGUAACACAAGUCUGAAGGGGAAACGUUUCCUUAAAAACGUGACGGCUGUAGCUGUUAAUAAUAGUAAUACUACUGCUGCUAGGCUUCCAAAAGAAGCAGAUUUUGGUAUCCGGUCCAGGUCCGGAGCUGCUGAUGCCCUAGUUCCUUCGGGAGGUUUGGAGACAAAGUCGAUAAGAGCAGUGAGUGGUGUGAGUCUGGAAAGUGAUGAAGAGGACAUGAAGAAACUGCUUGGAGACUCGUUGGAUUCAAUAGACAACAAUUUCUUAAUUCCAGAGAGACCUUCUUUCAUAAAGAGAGCAGACAAGCUAUUGAGCAAAAGCAGCCAGAAGGUCUACUCCUCGCCUCUUCCCGCUACUAUCCCUCCCUCAUCAUCCCCUAACACGGCACCCCCCCGCUCUCCUGCCUCUCCUUCUCGCCACAGUUCUCCUUUCCGAUUCAUCGGUCAGGCUCAGGCUCACUUCAGCCCUUCUGUGCUCUCCCUAUCCCCCUCUCCUCCCUGUGUCUCCCCAUCUCCUUCGUUGAGACUGAACUCCACUCACAGGGUGGGGAGUCCACAGCGUUCUCUAUCGUCCAUGUCCGGCUGUGUUGAGGUGCUUUCUCUGUCGGAGCUUUUCUUUGUUGGGCCUGGCUCUGAAGAUCCCCACAAUGAAAUGAGUGCAGUUACCUCUGAAGACUUCGAAAUAAAUGUGGUGACAUUAGAUGACCUUGUCCCUGCUACCCUUGAAUUUACUGAGGAAACACCAGGAAAGGAGAGAGAAGUCAAACACAGCGUCCCUCUUCCUGGAUCCCCUAACAGACCUCAACAGCGGCUACAAUAUAAGGAGAAGGAGAAGAAAGAGGAGCAGCAGGAGGGCACAUUGGACUACCAAAGUGACUUCGAGAGUGAGAGCAGGACAGAGUCAAAAUACAGUGUCAAUCAGAUUUCAGAGCACUUGCAAGAAGAUGGAGAUGAAGAGAAGGUGGUACAAGAGGUCAGCGAGGAGGAUUCAGAUGUGUCCUGUGAGAGGACAGAAGAUAAUUACUCGAGCACUUUCUCAGACACAAGUUGCUCCUGCACCUCAGAGACCCCAGAUCACAGUCAAACACGCAGGAUCAGGGACUCCAGAUUCUCUGUAUCACAUGACAGCCAGAGCCUAACUCGCAAGUCAAGGAGGCAUGCUUCAACUAGAAUUGUUUUAAAAGAGGCAGAAGUACAGACUCAGCCCAUUCCACUGUCUUUAAUAUGGCCCACAGGUAUGGCUACUUUGAGUCCUACAGUGGGCAUUACUUACAUGGAUCCCACCCCAAUGGCUGCUCAUACUCUCAGUGCAGAAAUAGUGGAAGCUCUCAGCACCUUCAACCCAGCUGUAUUUGCACUCAAUGAAAUGCUAAAACAGCAACUUGCCAUGACAAGGUGUUUCAUCGAAAGAGGCCGACAUCUUCACUCCAGCCUGGUGCAGAGCCUGGGACCACCAAACUACAGAUACACCAUGCUGGAGGACACCAAAGAGUACAUUCGCACGUACAGACCUCCCAAACUGACAAUGGAGGAAGCUUUGGAAGAGGUGCUGCAGGAGAUGAGAGACUCCCAUAUCUGACCACUGCUACUGAAUGUCCUGGAUUACUGAACAGACAUUUGCCAUGUCAUUGUUACAAUAAGUUGUAUACAUAAUUAAAAUAUAUUUAAUUACAAUUCGAAGAAUUAGGGUAGUUGUUUCUCCAAAAAAAAAAAGAAAACAGUAAAUUCCUGCACAAACUUGCCACCUUUGCAGUGAUUCCUUUGGUUGAUGUUUUGGUCACAAGGACCUUUUUCAAAACUAAAACUUUUCAAAACUAAAACUUUGACCAAAUAAUGGGCUAUCAUACCAAUUUUUAAGCUUCAAAGCUUUUUUUUUUUUUAAACGAAUAUUCGAAUCCCAAAAUAGAAAAUCAAAUACCUACCUAUUGAACGAAUAUUCGGAUCCAGCCCUACCAAUUAAACCAAUGCAGAGGUGACAAGUAUGGAGCCCUAAAAGGAUCAUUUAAUUAGAUGAUUAGAUGUUUUUAAGAUGGUUUGUUUUUUCAAUUCCUGGACGCCUAUGGGAUCAUGAUUGUUAUUUGAACCCAGAGACACUCAGCAAUUGAGCCAAGAUAGCUUAAUAAAAUUGUUGCUUGACACAACUUCAGACUACACCAAAUACAUAAAAAAGGUCUGUCUUCAUGCAUAAUUGCACAAUUUCCUGCAAGACAGGAAUGUUGUGUUCUGCCAUGGCCAGCGAAGAGCCCGGAUCUCAAUCCCAUUGAGCACAUCUGGGACCUGUUAGAUCGAAGGGUAAGGGUGAGAACCAUGCCCCCCAGAAAUGUCUGGGGACUUGCAGGUGCCUUGAUGGAAGAGUGGGGUAAAGAACUGGCAAAUCUGGUGCAGUCCAUGAGGAGGAGAUGCACUGCAGUACUUAAUGCAGCUGGUGGCCACACCACAUACUGACUGUGACUUUUGAUUUUGAUCAUACUUUGUUCAGGGACACAUUUUUCCAUUUCUGUUAGUCACAUGUCUGUGAAACGUUCAGUUUAGUUCCUAGUAGUUGAAUUUUUUCAUGUUCAUACAAACUUUCACGUUGGCUGAAAAUAAAAGCAGUUGAAAGUGAA